GUUACUAAAGAUGAUUUCCAGACCUUUGAUUAUAUACUAUGUAUGGAUGAGAGCAAUCUAAGAGAUCUGAAAAGGAAAAGCAACCAAGUUAAAGACUGCAAGGCCAAAAUUGAACUACUUGGAACUUACGAUCCACAGAAACAACUUAUCAUUGAAGAUCCAUACUAUGGGAAUGAAAAGGACUUUGAAACUGUUUACGAGCAGUGUGUUAGAUGCUGUAAAGCAUUUUUGGAGAAGUGUCACUAAUGCUUCAUCAUUUUAUUUCUAAAAGAAAAUAAUUAGCUUCUCCUGAAAUACGUAAGGUUUACUUGAUUGAUGUAUGUAAAUUGUAAAAUUAUGCCUCAGUAGGUUCAAAACUUUUUCAGUUUAAUUUUAUAUUUUAGCUUUUCUGUCAUCUAAUUAAAAAACACAGAAACGUUUAAAUUGGGUUAGGUAAUCAACCAUUUUGUCACACAUCAAUGUAAUAAUAAAGUAUAUCAUUCAGAAUAAAUUGAUCUGUAAACUCUUCCAGUGCUUUCUCAAAGCACU
This is a messenger RNA of Pelecanus crispus (Dalmatian pelican), 528 nucleotides long. The record is from RefSeq and is a predicted model, not a curated record. Lineage: Eukaryota; Metazoa; Chordata; Aves; Pelecaniformes; Pelecanidae.